AUGGAAAAGCGGAUGUUGGCCUGGCCGCGUGUCAAGAUAGGCCGGAUCGGUGAUGCGAGGGUAGAGAUUCGUCCACGGGAGCACGAAGUUUCUCCAGAGUUCUGGACAAGCCAAGGACACUGCUCGACAGCUACGGCAGACGUGCGACAGCACGACAUCGAAAUAGUCCUUGAGUGUGUAGAGGAAUAUCUCCACGAGUACUUCGACUGGAAGGUGACGGGCAGGGGAAAGAAUAGCCUUGUGGGAGCUCAAGCUUGUCUGAAAAAACCAAACCAGGCGGAUCUUUCAAUGGGUCGCGUAUCUGGUCCAAAAAGCUUUUGGCAUAGGCAGGUUGGGAAUCGGAGGAAAGGUCGUUGGUGUUUAAAUGUCAGAAAUUCCAUGGGCUCAAUGAAAGGCGAGGAUAACUCGUGCCGCAAAGCCCGGAUCCAUGGAAAAUUGCCUGGAACAACGCGGGCAGGAACUAGGACUGUCUGUCUGUCGCGGUGUUAUAACACCUUUUGUAACGCUGGGCUGUUCCCUGAGGUUAACAAUCGAAAAGGCAAGGAGCCGCGAGCGUAA
Molecule: messenger RNA, 558 nt
Organism: Guyanagaster necrorhizus
Lineage: Eukaryota; Fungi; Basidiomycota; Agaricomycetes; Agaricales; Physalacriaceae
Exons: 4
Coding region: 1-558 (185 amino acids)
Source: RefSeq, a predicted model, not a curated record